AACAGACCCUUUUUUUUUAAUUUCAAUAUGCCAGCGAUUAAAAAACAGAAGAUUGCCCAUGAAAUAUCGCAGGGAAGUAAAGAUGUCGAAUCUUCCAUUUCACCAUCCAAACCGGAGCGAGAGAAUGAUCAGGAAGAGCAGGGCCAAGGCCCCGCGGAAACAAAGCCAUAUCCCAAAACAUUCAAAGAGCUAGGAAUCAUCGACCAGCUAUGUGAAGCCUGUGAGGCAUUGGGGUAUAAAGCGCCUACUCCAAUCCAGGCAGAGUCGAUUCCGUUGGCUCUCCAAGACCGUGAUGUGAUCGGUCUGGCAGAGACGGGGAGCGGGAAAACCGCGGCCUUCGCUUUGCCUAUGUUGCAAGCUUUAAUGGAUAAACCUCAACCCUUCUUCGGACUCAUCCUAGCCCCAACUCGAGAACUGGCAUACCAAAUCUCCCAAGCGUUUGACCUCCUUGGAUCGACGAUUGCUGUCCGCACAGCAGUUAUUGUUGGUGGAAUGGACAUGGUACCUCAAUCCAUUGCCCUGGGCAAGAAGCCACACAUCAUCGUCGCUACGCCCGGUAGAUUGCUGGACCACCUGGAAAACACCAAGGGUUUCUCUCUCCGCAACCUCAAAUACCUAGUCAUGGAUGAGGCGGAUCGAUUACUAGAUAUGGACUUUGGUCCGAUCCUGGACAAGAUCCUUAAAGUACUCCCCCGGGAACGCCGCACUUGUCUCUUCUCCGCAACCAUGAGCUCGAAAGUCGAAUCUCUCCAACGAGCAUCGCUCUCGAAUCCCCUGCGCGUCUCCGUAAGCUCCAACAAAUACCAAACCGUCUCCACGCUCCUCCAAUCCUACGUCUUCAUCCCCCAGAAGUACAAGGACCUCUACCUCAUAUACCUCUUAAACGAAUUUGUCGGCCAAUCGGCCAUUAUAUUCACACGAACUGUCCACGAGACGCAACGUCUCGCCUUCCUCCUCCGCGCACUGGGCUUCGGCGCUAUCCCCCUCCACGGCCAAUUAUCACAGUCAGCCCGACUGGGCGCGCUAGGCAAAUUCCGUUCUCGCAGCAGAGAUAUCCUCGUCGCGACAGACGUCGCUGCACGAGGUCUCGAUAUCCCCUCCGUCGAUGUUGUGCUGAACUUCGACCUCCCCACAGAUAGCAAGACGUACAUCCACCGAGUCGGGCGAACGGCGCGUGCGGGGAAGAGCGGUGUGGCAAUUAGUUUCGUGACGCAGUAUGACCUUGAGAUCUGGUACCGUAUCGAGGGGGCUCUAGGCAAGCAAUUGGACGAAUAUGAUGUUCAGAAGGAUGAGGUGAUGGUUCUGGCGGAACGGGUCGGAGAGGCUCAGAGACAGGCUAUAACGGAGAUGAAGAAUUAUGAUGAGAAGAAGGGGAGCAAGGGUGCUAAGAAGUUUGGGAAGCGGUCAAAGCGGUCGAGAGAUGAGAUGGAUCAGGAAGAGGGCUAA
Messenger RNA from Monascus purpureus, 1446 nucleotides. NCBI's taxonomy places the organism in Eukaryota, Fungi, Ascomycota, Eurotiomycetes, Eurotiales, Aspergillaceae. The record is from the annotation of a GenBank genome assembly.